Messenger RNA from Coccinella septempunctata (seven-spotted ladybird), 1162 nucleotides. RefSeq lists its product as uncharacterized. Bases 362 to 838 code for a protein of 158 amino acids. Lineage: Eukaryota; Metazoa; Arthropoda; Insecta; Coleoptera; Coccinellidae. The record is from RefSeq and is a predicted model, not a curated record. The transcript has 5 exons.
CGACGCUGUAUGUUUUGAUCCCGAGAUCUUUCGCUAUUUUCAUCUAAUUAAACGAACCACGUGCUCCAGUUGGAAGGGGAUGAAGUGGAAACGUUUAGAGCCUGCGUGUGGGGGGUUGAUGCACGUGCAUGAUUCGCGAAAUAAUUUUUUGCAUCAGUCAGUGCCGUGAUAACAGCAUGUGGGACUAUCAAGUUUCGGGUACUUCAUGAGGACGUCUUAAAUUUCCUUAAGGAUGUCCGGAAAAGGUUCUGUUAUGGAUUCAAAAUUGGACAGGGAUUUGUGCGAUUCUUUCGUUUUGGACUUGUAUCAGUGAUGGUUUGACAGCACCAGGACGGCUCUUUACAACAGGUGCAAGACAUCGAUGAAAAAACUUGUGGUGCUCACAUCUGAGAAUUAUGGACACGUGAAUGGUACAGGGCUUGGAGCCCCUCCAUUGGACACCCCUCCACAUGUGCCGAUGCGAGGGGUCAAUGUGAUGUUAGGAGGGGUUAUGCUAACUGCAAUUAUCCUGGUGAUUUUCGUGUUGUGUUAUUGCUGCCACAAAUCGAACAGAAAAUCGCAGAGCCCCAGUCCCCCCACCACCUAUUGGAGGGAUCCAGGACUAUCUAUGGAAAUUUACACCGUGGAUACACAGAGCUGCAUGGAGUUCGAUGAAUAUUCGAGCGAAUCCCGCAGACCAUCCACUCCUGGUCCACCACCUCCUUACGAGCUGGUUGUACCAACCUCGAAAUCGGAAGGGACACCCCCAAACCCCUCAGAAAAUGCUGAACCCCCCAGCUACGAGAAGGCUUGUCAGCUCAGUCAGCAUCUGCACAUUUCAGCACAAGGAUAUGUUUGAUUCCAGACAGAAGAAGUUAUCCCAACACAUGGAACUUCUGAUUCUAUCGAACUCUUCGAAAAUAUGACUGAAAGAUUGUAUCAAUCAGUAUUAAGUACCAUAUUAUUGUGGGGAAAUGACCUUCUCACAAUUUUCUCUUUGUCAUAUUCUUACUUUUAUAAGGAGUAUCGAAGUUUAAGCGGAACAAUUACAAAUUAUGCCAUUAGCCAAGAGUUAAUAGUUGAUUAGAAGAUAGUUUUGUUGCAUUCACCUACUGCUAGAGAUAAUAUAUUUAUGAGUAAAGUGCAAUUCAUUGAAAAGAAUAUCAUAGAAAUCUACAUGAAA